Molecule: messenger RNA, 2134 nt
Organism: Dioscorea cayenensis subsp. rotundata (Guinea yam)
Lineage: Eukaryota; Viridiplantae; Streptophyta; Magnoliopsida; Dioscoreales; Dioscoreaceae
Product: stearoyl-[acyl-carrier-protein] 9-desaturase, chloroplastic
Exons: 4
Coding region: 711-1817 (368 amino acids)
Biological process (GO): fatty acid biosynthetic process
Cellular component (GO): chloroplast stroma
Molecular function (GO): stearoyl-[ACP] desaturase activity
Source: RefSeq, a predicted model, not a curated record
GUCUUGAAUGUGUAGAAUGCAAUUAAAAAAUUUUUUGCCAACUUUUGGUGUUCAUAUUAUUGGCUAAUGAUGCCAUUGUUCUACUGUAAAGAUUUUGAAUCAGGCGGGAAUACUUAUUUAUCCAAAUUGAGAUUUUCAUCAUGACUGCUGGUGAUAUGUGUUUCUUAGUUGAAGGUGGUAUUUCCUACAACAAUUCUUCAUAAUUCCUCAUUGAUCUCACUGUUUUCUAAUUUGGGACCGUGGGGGUUUUGUUUGAUGGCCUGAUUGAUGCCAGAUGAAUGUCUACCAUUGGUUGGAAUACCAUAUUGUGCUUGAUUUUUCCCACAUUAUUAUGAGCAACCAACCACAUUCUUUGUUGUUGGCCGUCCCAAAGUAGCUUAAUGUUUUUGUGUCUUCAAUUUUGUGAUCAUGCUUCUGUGUGGUUGUAUUACUCAAUUUGGGGUAUUAUUAGCUGAAUUUUGGGGGAAAAAUCAUAGGUGAUUCACAGUUGAAUACUUCCCAUUAUCAUUACUUGCCUGUAACUUUAUAUUGUUGAUCUUAUUAGUACAGAGCAUGGAAAAAGAGGUGGCAUAAUUGAUGCAGGUUUCUUGGUUUCACUGUAUGAUCAUCUACGCAAGGGAUUAGCUUUUGGUUUCUUCAUCCAUGCCUUUAAGGCCACCACCUCUGCGAUCCAUGGCCAUAGAAUCUUCUUCUUGAAAAAUGAACAGACCAUGAUGUUCAAUGAAUGGAGCAACUUCCUGGGGCAAGUUCAUUGGGUUGAGAAUCUGAAAAAGCCCUUCACUCCUCCUCGUGAGGUCCAUGUUCAAGUCACUCAUUCCAUGCCACCUCAGAAGAUUGAGAUGUUCAAAUCACUGGAGGAGUGGGCAGAAAAUAAUGUUUUGGUGCAUCUGAAGUCUGUGGAGAAGUGCUGGCAGCCACAGGACUUCCUGCCAGAUCCUUCCUCAGAUGGAUUUUAUGAAGAAGUUAAAGAACUAAGAGAAAGGGCCAAAGAAAUCCCCGAUGAAUACUUUGUUUGCUUGGUCGGAGACAUGAUCACUGAGGAAGCUCUUCCUACAUAUCAAACAAUGCUCAAUACCCUUGAUGGUGUCAGGGAUGAAACAGGCGCAAGCCCUACUUCUUGGGCUGUCUGGACAAGGGCAUGGACUGCUGAAGAGAACCGACAUGGGGACCUCCUGAACAAGUACCUUUAUCUUUCUGGGAGAGUUGACAUGAAACAAAUAGAGAAAACCAUCCAAUAUCUAAUUGGUUCUGGAAUGGACCCAAGAACAGAAAAUAGCCCCUACCUUGGUUUCAUCUACACCUCAUUCCAAGAACGGGCAACCUUCAUUUCCCAUGGGAAUACUGCAAGGCACGCGAAAGAACAUGGAGACAUAAAGCUAGCUCAGAUAUGUGGGAUUAUUGCUGCAGAUGAGAAGCGCCAUGAGACUGCAUAUACUAAGAUUGUAGAGAAGCUGUUUGAGAUGGACCCAGAUGGCACUGUGCUUGCUUUUGCUGAUAUGAUGAAGAAGAGGAUCUCAAUGCCUGCUCAUCUGAUGUACGAUGGCAUUGAUGACAACCUGUUCGAGCACUUCUCAGCCGUUGCACAGCGCUUGGGUGUGUACACUGCCAAGGACUAUGCUGAUAUACUCGAGUUUCUUGUGGACAGGUGGAAGGUGGGUGACCUGACUGGCCUUUCUGGGGAGGGUAACAAGGCCCAAGACUUUGUCUGCGCCCUGGCGCCCAGAAUCAGAAGACUAGAAGAAAGAGCUCAGGGGAGGGCAAAUCGAGCUCCCACUAAAUCCUUCAGCUGGAUCCAUGGCAGGGAAGUGCAGCUUUGAGCAACUGAGGAAAAUAGAAGAAAGAAUGAGUUUUGGUUUGAUAGUUUGUGUUGUCCUAGUUUUUUAGUAUACAGGGUUUUGGAAAGUAGUUUUAAGGCAAAAGUACUAUGUUAUCUUUUUAUGCAUGGUUUCAUCUGUACUGUCAAAGGUUGUUAUUCUGGGUUGCUGUUGGUUGGCUGUAGAUACUCUAUGAGACUAAUGGAUGUAUUGGAGGAGAUGGUAUUUGCCAUAGGAGGUGUUCUGUUGUCAAAGUCUGUAAUAACACUUUCUUUCCUUGUAGCAUCCGAUGGAGUAAAUUGUGUUGCAUGUGCUCAUCA